Molecule: messenger RNA, 1217 nt
Organism: Paramecium pentaurelia
Lineage: Eukaryota; Ciliophora; Oligohymenophorea; Peniculida; Parameciidae
Source: the annotation of a GenBank genome assembly
AUGGGAAAUUGUUGUCCUAAUCAUGAUUAAAAAACAUCGUUUAUUAGUUCAAUAAGUGAUGAUAAAAGUAAUAAUUCUGUUUAAUUUUAGUCAAAUUGCAAACUAACAGUGCAUAAAAGUAACCUGUUUAAGUAGUUAUCCCACCACCUCCAUUAAAAUAACAGAUAAGCCAAGAUGAUUUUAUCAGGAUAGGAAUGCUUGGACAAGUAUUAUAAAUAAUAAAAGUAGGGGGCAUUUGGUAAAGUUUAUUAAGUGAAAAAGAAAGACACUAAUAAAAUAUAUGCAAUGAAAUAAAUCGAGAUUAAAAAAAUCAGAGAAUGCAAUUUAGAAACAAACACAGUUUUAGAAAGAAAUGUAUUAAAAUAAAGCAAACAUCCUUUUAUAGUAAAAUUGAAAUUUGCAUUUCAAAAUCCAAAAUAUAUAUUCUUUGUGAUGGAAUGUAUAAAUGGAGGAUAAUUUUAUAAUGUCAUCAAAUGUAAAAAGAAUGGAUUACCCGAAAAUGUUGUAAGAUUUGUUGCAGCAGAAGUAAUAUUAGCACUUGAAUAUUUAAACACAAAACUUAAAGUUAUUUACAGAGAUUUAAAACCAGAAAAUAUAUUGUUGACUGAAACAGGACAUGUUAAAUUGACAGACUUUGGAUUAGCAACUUUAAGAAAAGAUAAUGAAAAAUCAUAUCUUUUAGCUGGUACUCCUGAAUAUCUGGCACCAGAAAUCAUAACUAGAUAAGGUCAUUCUUAUGAAGUUGAUAUAUGGACUCUUGGUAAUAAACUAUUUAUAUAAUUAAUAGGAAUACUUAUAUUUGAGAUGAUUAAUGGUUAUCCACCAUUUAAUGAUCCAUAAAGAAGAGUAGAAAUGAUCACUAAAUAAAUUUUACUUAAUGAUCCUACAUAUCCAAAGACCAUGAGUCAACCUGCAUGUGAUUUAAUUUAAAAACUACUCAAAAAUGACCCAAAAGAGCGUUUAGGUGUUAAAGGAGGAUAUGAAGAAAUUAAAAAUCACCCAUUCUUUAAUUCAAUUAGCUGGGAUGUUAUUCAUAUGUAAGUAUCUCCACUUAAAUCCUUUGCUGAAAAGAGCAAUAUAAAAAAUUCAACGAGAGUUGUAAAUCCUCCUCCUUAAACAUUAGAGGAUACACCUUGUAAUCGUUAAAUGACUGACGGAAAAAUUGAUGGUAUUACAUAUUUAGGAGAAGGUGAAACUUUUAAUUCAAAAUUUUGAUC